GGGGCUAACCCCUAAAAUCUGGUCGCAGUUUGAACCAAACAUUGCACGCUGACAGACGGGUGCAAAGCCGCAGUCAGCGCAAUCACCGAUCGCAACUAUGCCCAGUCCCUGGUUGAACCAGUGCAAGAUCAAAGCAUUUGCCCUGCUCUGGCUGCUGCUGCUGCUGUCGAGUGAUCUUUGCCAGGUGCACGCACAAAGAAGCACUGGCGGUCGAAAUGUUCUACGUCGCAAUUAUACAGGCAAAAAGCCCGUCGUCAUUCAACACAGAUCACAGGAUGCCGUCAACUAUUACGAUCAUGAGAACGGUGCCAAGAUUAUAAAAUCCUCGCACUUUGAACUGGAUUAUACACUGGGUCGCAAAAUAACUUUCUUCUGCAUGGCACAGGGCAAUCCACGUCCAACCAUCACCUGGUUCAAGGAUGGCGCAGAGCUAUAUCAACAUCGAUUCUUUCAGGUACACGAAUCCCAUCCAGAGCCAGAGAUUAUAAAAUCUAAAAUGGAAAUAGAUCCAACUACGCAAAUGGAUGCAGGCUAUUACGAAUGUCAGGCGGACAAUAUCUAUGCAAUUGAUCGUCGAGGCUUUCGCACGGACUAUGCCAUGGUUAAUUUUUAACGUUCUCUAUAAAGUUCUUCAUUUCUCACUGACAUAUUGU
This is a messenger RNA of Drosophila hydei, 653 nucleotides long. RefSeq names its product immunoglobulin domain-containing protein oig-4. NCBI's taxonomy places the organism in Eukaryota, Metazoa, Arthropoda, Insecta, Diptera, Drosophilidae. Bases 98 to 613 code for a protein of 171 amino acids. The transcript has 6 exons. The record is from RefSeq and is a predicted model, not a curated record.